Panicum hallii is the source of this 1187-nucleotide messenger RNA. Its product is annotated as probable aquaporin TIP2-2. The transcript is spliced from 3 exons. The record is from RefSeq and is a predicted model, not a curated record. Gene Ontology annotation, biological process: water transport; transmembrane transport. NCBI's taxonomy places the organism in Eukaryota, Viridiplantae, Streptophyta, Magnoliopsida, Poales, Poaceae. Gene Ontology annotation, molecular function: water channel activity. Gene Ontology annotation, cellular component: membrane. Bases 129 to 875 code for a protein of 248 amino acids.
GCAGCUCCCCUAUAAGAACGGCAGCUCACUCGCCCCCUCCUCGCUCGAUCUAUAUUCGCAGGGAGUGGCUACCAUCGCAGCUCCUACCCAGUCAGCUCGUCCCGGCAACCUCCCUUUCGACCGCCACCAUGUCGGGCAACAUCGCCUUCGGCCGGUUCGAUGACUCCUUCAGCGCGGCCUCCCUCAAGGCCUACAUUGCCGAGUUCAUCUCCACCCUCGUCUUCGUCUUCGCCGGCGUCGGCUCCGCCAUCGCCUACACAAAGCUGACCGGCGGCGCGCCUCUUGACCCGGCCGGUCUGAUCGCCGUGGCGGUGUGCCACGGGUUCGGGCUGUUCGUCGCGGUCGCCAUUGGCGCCAACAUCUCCGGCGGCCACGUUAACCCCGCUGUCACCUUCGGCCUCGCCCUCGGCGGCCAGAUCACUAUCCUCACCGGCAUCUUCUACUGGAUCGCCCAGCUCCUCGGCGCCAUCGUCGGCGCCGUCCUCGUCCAGUACUCCACCGGCGUGGCGACCCCGACCCACGGCCUGUCCGGCAUCGGCGCGUUCGAGGGCGUCGUGAUGGAGAUCAUCGUCACCUUCGGCCUCGUCUACACCGUGUACGCCACCGCGGCCGACCCCAAGAAGGGCUCCCUCGGCACCAUCGCCCCCAUCGCCAUCGGCUUCAUCGUCGGCGCCAACAUCCUCGUCGCCGGCCCCUUCUCCGGCGGAUCCAUGAACCCGGCCCGCUCCUUCGGCCCCGCCGUGGCCAGCGGCGACUUCACCAACAUCUGGAUCUACUGGGUCGGCCCGCUCAUCGGCGGCGGCCUCGCCGGCAUCGUCUACCGAUACAUCUACAUGUGCGGCGACCACGCCCCCGUCGCCGGCAGCGACUUCUAAGCGCCCCAAGUGACCCAAGUAGAGCAACGACGAUUGCGGUGCAUUGUUGUUUGGUCUCUCUCAAUCCUAUUGUUGGCAGCAUAAAGUGAGGGUCAGGCUGUGAUGGGCAUUAUCGCAGCAUGUCGUUUGUUUGGUUCAGAUCAAAGCCCCGGAGGCUGUGGUGCGCAUGCGCUUGGAUGAUUGGUCAUGUUUCUCCAUUUGCUCCCUUUUUGUAACGUGGUGAGUGUGAAGUUGAUGGGGUUCCAGAACGAACAAGAGCGUUCCUGUUGACUUUUAUUGCGAGAUUUGCAAUAACUUUAUUCAGUUUCUGCC